CCACACCGUCUCUAACAACCCAACCUCCAAAUAAUCACUACAGUAAGUAACGUAUCCAAGUAACUAUCAUUAUUCAUUAUUACUACUUUCUAAUUAUCACUCACACCUUCAACGCUUUGGAUUCUCGUUAAGCCCACGAGUCUCACGCGUCUCAUUCUCACACAGUCACACACAUCGAUGGGCUUCGUUUUCGGAGUGGUGGUCGGAAUAAUUGUGGGCCUGGGCAUCAUAGUGGGCUUCGUCCGCGGCGAGAAUGCGCGGGCCGCCCAACGCUCCAAGCUGGCCACCACCGUCGCCGCCUUCGCCCGAAUGACCGUCGAAGAUUCCAGAAAGAUCCUGCCGCCUCAGUUCUACCCAUCCUGGGUCGUUUUCUCUUCCAGCCAGAAGUUAACUUGGCUCAACUCGCAUCUCACCAAGAUCUGGCCCUAUGUUAAUGAGGCUGCUUCCGAGCUCAUAAAGACGUCGGUGGAACCGAUUCUCGAAGAGUAUAGACCCGUGAUUUUGGCUGCUCUCAAGUUUUCUAAGUUUACUCUUGGAACUGUAGCGCCACAGUUUACAGGAGUGUCUAUAAUUGAGGAUGGAGGGGAUGGUGUUACAAUGGAGUUAGAAAUGCAAUGGGAUGGAAAUCCAAGUAUUAUACUUGAUAUUAAAACCUUGCUUGGUGUUGCACUACCAGUGCAGGUAAAAAAUAUUGGAUUUACGGGUGUUUUCAGGUUGAUCUUUAAGCCGCUAGUCGAUGAAUUUCCUGGUUUUGGUGCUGUUAGCUAUUCAUUAAGGCAGAAGAAAAAGUUGGAUUUUACUCUAAAAGUCAUCGGCGGAGACAUAUCAACAAUCCCUGGAUUAUAUGAUGCAAUUGAGGGGACAAUUCGGGAUGCUGUUGAAGAUUCUAUCACAUGGCCUGUGAGAAAAGUUGUACCCAUUUUGCCUGGAGAUUACAGUGAUUUGGAGUUGAAGCCUGUGGGGAUAUUAGAAGUAAAGCUUGUGCAAGCCAAGGAAUUAACAAACAAGGAUAUCAUUGGAAAAUCAGAUCCAUAUGCUGUAGUAUACAUACGGCCUUUACGUGACAGAAUGAAGAAAAGCAAGACAAUUAACAAUGAUUUGAAUCCAAUUUGGAAUGAACACUUUGAAUUUAUUGUUGAGGAUGUGUCCACUCAGCACUUAAUUGUCAAAGUUUAUGAUUCUGAGGGUUUACAGUCAUCUGAAUUGAUUGGAUGUGCUCAGCUGGGGCUUAGUAAACUUCAACCUGGUAAAGUAAAGGAUGUUUGGUUGAAGUUGGUCAAGGAUUUGGAGAUCCAAAAGGAUAACAAGAACAGAGGGCAGGUACAUUUGGAGCUCUUGUACUGUCCAUUUGGCAUGGAGAAUAGCUUUACAAACCCAUUUGCUCCCAACUACUCAAUGACAUCUUUAGAAAAGGUUCUUAAAAAUGCAACGAAUGGAAUAGACUCUAAUGGAAAUGAAAAUGCAGUUACCCAAAAGAAAAAAGAGGUUAUUAUUAGAGGAGUCCUUUCUGUUACUGUAAUUUCUGCCGAAGACUUGCCUGCGACAGAUUUCAUGGGGAAAUCUGAUCCUUUUGUUGUUCUUACCUUGAAGAAAGCAGAAACAAAAAACAAAACCAGGGUUGUGAAUGACAGCUUGAAUCCAGUUUGGAAUCAGACAUUUGACUUCGUUGUGGAGGAUGGAUUACAUGACAUGCUAAUUGUUGAGGUUUGGGACCACGACACAUUUGGAAAGGAUUAUAUGGGGAGAUGCAUAUUGACGCUUACAAAGGUAAUACUGGAGGGGGAAUACAAAGAACGCUUUGAGCUAGAUGGUGCCAAGUCUGGCUAUUUGAAUUUGCAUCUCAAGUGGGUGCCGCAACCAAUUUUCCGUGAUUCAUAAGUUUUCCCAUCCACACUACAAAUUUAUAGAGGUUGUAGUUGUGGCCCUGGACCAUACUUCCCCACACACUCAUCGUGUAUCUUAACAGCACUUAUAGUUGACAAAUGUACAUAUACCAGAUAUCAGAUUAUCCUUUUCCAUCAUUUUCCCCUUCAUUAUUCUGGGAUGUAAAAUUCACGUGCUUGAAUAGUUGUCUUUUAGCUCUAUUUUUGGUUCAUUUAUUAGUCGCCGUGCUCCGGAAUUUUACACAUGAAAUACUGUAAUAAUCUACUUUGCAUUUGAUAAUUUAAUAAUUUCAAAUCUUUACUA
Messenger RNA from Cajanus cajan (pigeon pea), 2187 nucleotides. The record is from RefSeq and is a predicted model, not a curated record. Lineage: Eukaryota; Viridiplantae; Streptophyta; Magnoliopsida; Fabales; Fabaceae.